GAGAGGGAUGCACAAUGGGCCAUGGUGUGGUGGCUUCGGGUGUACCCAGACUUCAAGUUCAGAACGAUUCAUUCCCACUACGUAAUGUGUCUAGCCUUUCGUAAAUAGGCGUUAAAGUUAUAGUGUCUGAAGUAUCCUUGUAACAAACAAGAAGUUUUAAAAACAUACGGAUGCAGAUUUGUAUGGUAGUUAUAAAACAAGUUGCUUGGGAGGACAUUGCUUGCUAUUAGACGGAGCUCUGGUAAGAGGAACUUGUAUCCAACAGUCGCCUGAAGUGUUCGUCUUAACGAGAAGAAUAGGAAGAGAAAAAAAACAACCAGCGCGCAGAAGAAGAAAAAAAAUAUUUUUUUUUUGGCCGGGCAAUUAGUAAAGAUAAGAAAAGGGCGGGGACUGCACAUUUUCGAAGCGACGGCCCUGACGUCACUGCAACCAGAGUCCAGUUUAUCAGACGAGUCUGAGAGGAAAGACGCUGAGAAUGGCUUCGUCACUGAGUCUUGUGUUCUCUCUUAGAACUGUGUUCGUGUCCUUUGCCUCCUUAUUUGUGCAACUGAUUUUAUUGACCAGAAAUGGAAUAACUGCUAACGGUACAGGGAGUUGUACAGAGAUCUGGACUAAUGUUGUGUCAUUGGAUGACCAAUGGAGGUCAGUGUAUAAUGACCAGACCUCCGCUAAAGAACAUUGUGACGAGGGUAACUUAAAAUUGGACACGUGGUACAGUUUCAGUAAAACUGAGGACAACGAAAUACCAACAGAGUGUGUCAAGAAUCAUGCCUGCGGGACACGAGUCGGCAUGUGGUUAGAUCUGUCUGGUCAGCCAAUUACGGAGGAUGGCUCUAUCGUUCAGGCUCAUUUAUGUGGGGCAUAUAAUGUUUUAGGGAAGUACGAUUGUUGUGUUCUAAGGACUCCAGUGUCAGUAAAGAAGUGCAGUGGGAAAUCUAUUUAUAAAUUACACAAGUCUAUUGACCGCUGUUCUGUCGCAGUCUGCACACAAGGAAUCAAUGAGACAUUGAACGAUACAGUCAAAGCUGUGGCAGGUGCAAUUUAUACUGAGGAUACAUCUACUGGCACUACAAACUUGUUGGUAACAGAAGCCUCAACUUCUGGCUUAGAGAUGAGUGAAACAUCUUCUAUUGGAGAAACCACCAAUCAGGCAUCAUCAGGUGAUACCGCCAAUACGGCAACUUCUGAUGGAAACAACACUGAGACAUCUUCUGUUGAUUUUACCAGUGAUGUAUCUUCUAAUGGAACCAUUGAUACAUCUUCUGUUGAUGUCACCAGUGAGGUAUCUAGUGAUCGAACCACCACUGAGACGGCUCCUGUUGAUGUCACAAAUCAAUCAUCUUCUGUUGAUGGUAGCACUAAAGUAUCUUCUGAUGAAACCAGCAUUGAGCCACCUUCCACUGGUACCACCAAUGAGACAUCCACUGAUGGAGCCUUGCCUGUUGGAUCUUCUGAAGGUUUAACCAGUAAGGCGUCUUCCGAUGGAACCACUAUUGCAGCGAAUAAUGAAGGGACCACAAUUAAAAUGACAUCUGAUUUUGAAACAACUCAAACAUCUAGUGUGAGCUCCUUUAGUUCAAACGAAAUAUCAGAUUCGGUCAUUGCUGAAGAAAGUACAACAGACCAUGCUAUUUCUUCUAAAGAAGCAUCAGGGACCUUCUAUGAGAGUACAGAAUCACCAUCGUAUAGUUCAUCUACCCCAGCAACAUCAUUUUCAGAUGAAUCCCAAUCAGAUUCCACCGACAGCACUGCUGAGGUGAGCUCAGAGUCUACGUCGGAAAUGACAAGUGGCGUCACUGGUGCCCUACAGGAUAGCACACUCUACAUGUCUACAGAUGACAUUGCUCCUCAAAAGUUCAUUCAACCAUCAACGACAGAAACUGAGACAUCAACGACUGAUAUUCCUCCUCCUAUGCCUGCUGAAAAUGAGUCAACAGAUAAAACGAGCCCAGAGACCAUUGUUUCAACGCAAUAUGAAUCAGACGUCACAGAAAACUUUACCUUCCUUGGAGAAACAUCUAAGCAAGCAAGUGAGUCCCCGCUACCAGUUUCAGCAGGUGAAAUAUCUACAGACAUUCCGGAGAUGUCAUCCACACAAGAAUCUUCAACGGGUAUGGACCUACUGACCACGAAUGAUUCCAUCCCAUCCAGUUCUGAAGCUAGCAGCACAGAUCAAUCGGGCGAUGAAAAAGCACCCGAGACAGAGCCGACAUCAGGUGUUAUCUCGACCUCAACUACCACCACGCAAGGAGUGAUCACCAGCAUCAUGCCAACGAAGGCAUCCACUGAAAAAUCCACAACUUCCUCUAUACAUGACGUUAUUAUGGUGGAACAUAUAAAGCUGAUAUUUAGAUCUCCAGCACCGAAUGUCACAAUCAACCUGGUUCACCUGAUGACUAGUUUUUUCCGACGUGCUGAGAACGACUCAAUACAUCGCAACAUGAAAGCUUUCUUCAACAUGACCAUUCCUUCGGAAUACAAUGAGACAUGCUAUUUGAACAGAACUUGUGUCAUGGUCAAAAUCACAUCCUCAGGUGGAGAAGGUAUUACAAAUGUAUUUGACAGACUGGACCUCACUGCCUUCUUGGAUAAAAAUGCUAGUUAUAAGCUAAUAGGAUAUUGUAGAAUCAGUGAGAAGUGCGAACACAAGGAGGAGACGCCAAAGGUUCAGGCUUCCCAGACUUCCUUUGAGAAGAACGCGCCCAUCUUUAUCACCGUCAUUGCCCUGUGUGUCGUCUGCCUUGCUGUCAUCAUCGUUGGCGUUAUCUGCACAAGGGUCUGGAGGAGAGGAACAUAUCAUGCUGGAGACAAUGUUGAACGUGCAGGAACCGCCGAAGAUGACCAUCAUCACGUGACCGCGACGCCGAGCCCAUUCACAGACGAACAAAUCAUGAAAGACGAGCUGGUCACCAGCAAACCGGACAUAGCAGAGAAAGGGUCAAGUAAUGGAAGUGCACUGGAUGGCGGAGAAAGCACUUGGGUUAUCCCCUUGGAUGACGCCCCAGCUCCAGAGGUACCGCCCAUAAACUGCGAAGACACCAAACUUUGAGAUAAAUGACUUGGCAUUUAGGCAAUAACUGAAAAUAAACUAUUUUAUUGACUGUCGAAUCUUAGGAUGUUACAUUAACAACAGCCCAGAAGAAAAGUACGAACUAAAACAAUUUUUGUGUGUGUUUUAUAGAGAAAAAGAUAAGUCACAUUGUUUGGUUUCAUUCUUCAUUUCAAAAUUAAUGUAUUUCAAGCUAAACCAGAUCAGCAUUUGUAGCCGGGUUAUGUCUGGGUAUUGUAAGUCAAGUCCACUUAGUCUAAAUGGUGGAUUUUCUUGCCCAUUUUAGGUUAUCAUCCAUAUGCUAAAUUUUCCAUUCAUGUUCAGUUUUCUUUAGUCACACGUUGGUGAAGACUAAUGGAAAAACAACUGCUGUUUUAAAACUACAUGACACUUGUAUAAAAAGGGCUCAUAACAUUGAGAAAAAAUAAUUAUCAGAGAGCCCUAAUUACUCUGUAAUACUUUGGAGUAAUACGUGAAGAAGCUAAGAGGUAUUGAUUUAAAAUUAUGACACACGGACGCAUAUCCAUAAAAGACAAGCCUUUUUAAGUUUCCAGUGUACAGAAAAAAAAGGUGUUGAUAAGCUUACAUCUUUUUUUGGUGAAGUUUGAUGUUAAUUUGUGUGUGCAUGUUUAUAGCACGCGGCCAAAGCCAAUGUUCUGAGUUCUUCUGUUUGUAGUGUCUAUUUAGUUGGCAGCAUUGAACUUGAAUUGAGUGUCCUUGACAUUGUUUUUGAAAAGCUCCAAAAGGGCAGAGAAGGAACUUAAAAAGUAUAACUCACUUGCAGAACGAUAUAAUUGUAUGCACAAUUGAAUAUUGUCACCUGAUCAUUCAAUUUGUUUCGGAACGUACAGUAAAUGUUUCCUUUUGUUUCAUGUUGCGGUAAUGUCUUGAUUUCAGAUCCAUCGUUUGGUUCUUUUUUUUUUUAAAGAUUAAUUUCCAAGAAAUUUCUUUUUGAACUGAAGACUACUACACCAAAGUUUUCAAGACUUUAUAAAUAUUUGUGUGUGUGUGUGAAUGGAAUUGUUACAUGCAUCGCAAUUUUAUGUGUGGCAUAAAUGUUAGAUGACAAAAAAAAAAUGUAUAUGUUGUGUUUUAUAUGUCUGAGAAUGUCAAAUGCUAUGAUAAAAUGUAUGUGGUGUGUGAGUAGUAUGUGUAUGAUUGCGUUUUUUGAUGUUUAAAAGUAUUCCAACGAACGAGCCCUCCACUUGUUGUUAAUCCCAUGACUAGCAAUAAGGUAUUUGAUGAUGUCUAUGAAGACGACAACACAUAAUGAGUAACAGGCGGAGAGUGCAGAAGUGUAUGGAGAUGUUUGUAAAAAUGUUUGAAAAAUAUUUCGGAUCUUCCUUCCAAGUUGAAGAUAAUUUAUUUCCUAGUCCAGAACGACGGGGGUGGCAGCGGACAGGGUUUGAACCCGGGACAGUCAACCAAGUCCAAACGACAGUCCAGCGCGCAUACCGCAUGACCAGGCAGCUGAUUUGGUGAAUGGGAAUGCCAUCAUCUUAUGAAACAAAUUCUAUUGAAAAAUGUAAAUAAGUGUAUUUUAAGUGUGUUUUUUUAUACUUUGUUUUCAUAUAACGCAUGCUGUCUUUAUCUAUACUCUGUUUCAAACUGGCAGGAUAAAAGUGUAAUUUAUGCGCUAAUUGUGGAAAUAUAAGUUCUAGUACAUGUAUUUCUAUUCCAGCUUCUGAAUGUGUUUUAGAUAGGCAAGGCUUAAACUGUUUGUAUGCACAUACUUUUCAUGCAGCAAGGCCUCUUUUUUUUUUUUUUGAAUAAUUUUGUAGUACUGAAAUAAGCUUCGUUUUUCAUGUUAAUAUUUCUAUAAUCAAUUGUAUGACUGUGACUUAAAUAAUAUUUUUUAAAGAUUAUUUCUUUAUAAUAACACUAUGCAUAUAAUAUUUAUUAAAUGUAAUAUACUUGAUUUGAUAGUUUGUAUUCAGGUAGGAAUACAAUGUUUGUGUGUUUAUGUGUGUGUGUGUGUGCAAUUGGGAGGAGAGGUAUUAAACUAAAAUAUUAAUUGAGGAAGAACCAAAGUAGAGUAAAUGUAACUAUAACUACAAAUUAGAGAUCUGAGACUUUAGAUGCACAACACAAGAAAGUUAAGAGUACGCCAAGGCACAAAUUAUAGAUCUUCUAUGUAAACCAGUGUUUUUGUUAAGUGAAAGUUUUUCCUAACAUAUAUAUUAAAGAUGUUUCUUAAAAACAAAAGAUUACUAAGCGUAUCGAUUUGGGAAUUCAGUUGUUAGUGUUGAUUACAAAACUUUACCAAGUCAUUGACUUUUCUGGUUUAUGAUUUUAACCCGUUCUAUGAUUGGGAAGAAAGGAUUAUUGUAUGAAUUCGUCCUACAAACGAAACAAUCUACAAGAAGUCUGGGUCCACUCUUAAAAACCCAACUUAUCACACUUCUUGUUGCGUUGUUCUACUAUCUCACAUUGGUGCUAAUGAUCCAGCUCUAGUAGAGUGACAAGGGCUUCAGCGACGCGGAAAGUAAGGGCUCAAAAUUAUUUCCCUUUACCAUUGUUGUCUCCUUUACGAAAGCUCAAAAGGACGCAGGAAUAGGCAUCAGAUAUCACUGUACAUAGAGCUGUCAUUUAUUGUAAGGUAUUCCCUGUCCAAAGACAACGUUCAUUUAUCAUGUGUACAUGUAUUCUUAAAUAUAAGAAUGAUACAUUUCACAUUAUUCUGUAUACUAUUUUUUAUGUGCUUAGCUAGUAUGUUUUUAGAUUUGAUCUUACUAAUAAUAUGGCGUUUUAAAUGCAAUUGUUAUUAUUACAAUUUAUUCGAAUUAUGCAAGGUUAUGUUAUACAAAUUACUUGAAACAUAAAUAUAUGCAUUGGUAUUGGUUAUUUUCCUUGUAUUAAAGAGUGGAAAAAUCUAAAUAAAGCUUUUUAUUUAUCUAUA
Messenger RNA from Biomphalaria glabrata, 5948 nucleotides. RefSeq lists its product as uncharacterized. Bases 476 to 3049 code for a protein of 857 amino acids. NCBI's taxonomy places the organism in Eukaryota, Metazoa, Mollusca, Gastropoda, Planorbidae. The record is from RefSeq and is a predicted model, not a curated record. The transcript has 10 exons.